AUGUCCUCACCACCGCCAACAAACCCCCUAAAACGUCCCUCCAUCUCAUCCUCCGCCUCCCAACCUCUCGGCACCAACCCUAAACGACCACGCAUGCACCCGCUCCGCCAGACUUCCUUCCCGACGACUAUCGACGCGGAUUCGCGCGCAUACGGCGCUGCUAGCGAUGCAGGCAGUGUGACGGGCAGUUUCACUGGGAGUCUGGGAGGUACAAGUGCGGACGGUGUAUUUCGGAACAAGAAACGCGGGCGCAAGAGCAAGGCGGAGAAGGAGCGCGAGAGGGAGGAUGUGGCGAGAGGGGAGAUGCGGUCGUCUGUUGAUGCGGAGGGGUCUGUGAGAGCAGGUGCAACGGGUGGUGGAGGCGGAGAUGAUGGGGAUGAUGACGAGGAUUUCGAGGAUGAAGGGGAACUGUUGGGAAGAGAGGAAGGGGCUACUGAUACGGAGGCUGAGAAGAAAAAUCUUGCGUAUGUCUUCCAUCCUUUUUUCAUUUUCUAUUUAAAUUGCUUCUCGGGGUGUUUUCUGUGUCCCAAAGUGAAGAUACUAAUUGGUUGCUAUAGAUUGCUGGUCGAUGCUUUUAAUCCUUUACAGUCCGAGCGGUACGAUCUGUUCAAACGAGCGAAGCUGAGGAAAGAGACCUUGCGACGUAUUGUGAAUCAUGCGCUGUCACAGUCCGUGCCGGCAAGUGUGGUUACUACGAUAAACGGAUUUACGAAGGUCUUUGCAGGAGAGAUCAUUGAAAAGGCUCGGACGGUGCAGGCUGAAUGGGCGGAGGCGCACGAUCAGGCUGCGAUAGCUGCUUUUGAGGCUGAGGAAGCCGCGACAAUGGCGCGCGCUGCGAAUGCAUCGGCUCCUGGCACUCCAGGCCCCGGUACGCCGGGGCCCGGCGGACAGCCUCAGGUGAAACAAGAAUCCUCGAAUCCCUCGUCUUUCCCUGUGACACGUACCCCCGGGACACCGGUUCCAUCCGGUGUAGCAAGUUCGCAGCAGUCGGUAAACGGCACUGUACAACCUACAAGGGAGAGGGUUUUCAAGAUGCCUCCUAAUCCUCACCGGGGACAACUACUUCCGUCGCAUUUGCGAGAGGCUUUACGACGCUGGAAGCGGGAUGGCGAGGGAGGCGGUGUCGGGUUCUCCGGACUGAGUAUGGGAAAUCUGGGAGUUCGCGGAUCGGUGACAUGGGGAGCAGGCAGUGUUGGCGGACGACGCAUUUUCCGCUAA
Molecule: messenger RNA, 1218 nt
Organism: Aspergillus oryzae RIB40
Lineage: Eukaryota; Fungi; Ascomycota; Eurotiomycetes; Eurotiales; Aspergillaceae
Product: transcription initiation factor TFIID subunit 11 family protein
Exons: 1
Coding region: 1-1218 (405 amino acids)
Biological process (GO): transcription initiation at RNA polymerase II promoter; RNA polymerase II preinitiation complex assembly
Cellular component (GO): nucleus; transcription factor TFIID complex
Molecular function (GO): protein heterodimerization activity; transcription coactivator activity
Source: RefSeq, a predicted model, not a curated record